Messenger RNA from Cladocopium goreaui, 1026 nucleotides. The record is from the annotation of a GenBank genome assembly. Lineage: Eukaryota; Dinophyceae; Suessiales; Symbiodiniaceae.
AUGCCUGCAGCAAUGAAGCGCCCAGCCACGCGUUGUCAACAAGAUGAGCAACCAGUUCUGAAGCGGCCUGCUGCUGCAACAGUGCCUGCUGAUGACAAAGCUGCAGAUCCCAUGGCCACACUGCCAGAAAACAAGGAAGAGCUGGAGAAAGUCUUGGCAGACCCAAAUAUCAAGCCAUUGGACAAAAAGCUUGCCAAGUUCAAAGCGGCCGUGAAGGCAGACGAAGAUGCGUCAGCCAUGUUUGCCAAGAUGAAACGAUUUUUCGAUCCCAGCGAGAUGAGCUGCCUAUGGGGCAGGUUUGGGACUCUCAUCAAUGGGUCCGCGGGUGAGCAGCAAGACGCUUGGAAGAGCAUUUGCAAUAUGGAUUGGCGCAGUGGCAAAGUGGAGGCCAAAGGAAAGAUAUUAGCCAUGCAAGUCAUGAAUCCCACUCGUUGGAAGGAGUUCUUGGUGCAGGAGGAGUUCGAGGAGCUUUUGGCCAAAGGCAAGUUCGAAGAGGUGGAAGACAGCGAUGGAGAUACGUGCUACUACAAGAAGGAGCUCAGCCAGACCGAUGCUUUGGAGCUUUCCCGUAAGGCAACUACUGGCAAGCAGAAGACAUCCAGCAGCCAGGUUGAAGUCGAGGCUCUCGCUUCAGCUUUCCGCUCUGAGUUCCAAGGGAAGGGCACUGGGUCCUCAACAGACAGAAAGCCCUUGCAGAACAAGAACAAGAAGGAAAAGAAGAAAGCAAAAGAGGAGACUGAAGAUGAGAAGGCGCAGAAGAGUUUGAAGGCAUGCUUGUCAGCCAUGAAUCGCCACCAGGAGAAACUUAUGGUCGCUAUUUCCAAAUUGGAGAAAGAUCGGGCGGCUGCUGGCAUCCGCCAACUUUGCGUCAACGCUUUGCAGAAGGUGAAGAAGCAGCAGUCCAAUCUUCAAGUCUUGAUUGCCGACUACAACCAGAAAGCAGCUGCGAAGGCCAUCGAGAAUGUCACCAAGGUUUCCGCUGAGUGUGCUGACGCGUUGAAAAAGGCAAAGCCUUUCACCGGAUAG